This is a messenger RNA of Phalaenopsis equestris, 1790 nucleotides long. RefSeq names its product protein GPR107-like. Bases 55 to 1398 code for a protein of 447 amino acids. The transcript has 3 exons. The record is from RefSeq and is a predicted model, not a curated record. Gene Ontology annotation, cellular component: Golgi apparatus; membrane. Gene Ontology annotation, biological process: transport. Lineage: Eukaryota; Viridiplantae; Streptophyta; Magnoliopsida; Asparagales; Orchidaceae.
CUUCACCUCGAAGAAGAACGCUCGCCGGAGGCAACGGAAGAAUCCUUCUCCUCCAUGGAUAGGGUUUGGGUUCUAUUCGUCUUCCUCUUCCUUAACAUAAUUUUCUGUUCCAAUGCAGAAAUAAAGAAACCAAGGAUCAAGAGCGACUCCCGCUCCAUGAUCCUAUUGGAAAAGUUUGGCUACACGCAGCGCGGAUUCGUCGAAAUCACCGUCACCGACGUCUCCUUAUCCUCCUCCUUAUCUACCCCCGACCCGGCUCUUUUCGGCUUCUUUCUUCUAUCUGAGGAGGAUCUAGUCCAAGCCAUUUUCGAAUCCCAGCAGCAAAACCCCGGUUCCAAUCCAAAUUCUAAUGGCAACAUUGUUUGCGUUCUCUCCCGUCCAUACAUCCACUUGCUCUUCACCUUCCGUGAUUUUUACAAAUCCUCGCAGAAUUCCUACAACACCUCUUUCCCGAUCACCCGCCCGGAUGAAUACAGUCUCUACUUCGCGAACUGCGCUCCCGAAAGCCAGGUAUCCAUGUCCGUUCGUACGGAGAUGUACAACCUUCGCCCUGAUGGCUCCCGCGACUUUCUUUCCGUCGGACAAGCCCCCGUACCGUCGAUCUACUUCUUAUUCUCUCUUGUAUACGCCGUUUUCCUUGCCAUCUGGUUAUAUUUCUCGCUUUUUAGGAACCGGCUCAACGUCCACGGGAUCCACCAGAUCAUGGCGGGCCUUCUUCUCGUCAAGGCCCUCAACCUCAUUUUCGCUGCCGAAGACCAGCACUUCAUCCGCCUUACUGGCACGCCCCAUGGAUGGGACGUCCUCUUCUACCUCUUCCAGUUCCUAAAGGGGGUUCUCCUUUUCACCGUCAUCAUUCUCAUCGGCACCGGCUGGUCCUUUCUUAAACCCUUCCUCCAGGACCGGGAAAAGAAGGUCCUCAUGAUUGUAAUCCCACUACAGGUCGUCGCCAACAUCGCAUCUGUCGUGAUCGGCGAGACUGGACCGUUCAUCCAGGGCUGGAUCACCUGGAACCAGGCUUUCCUCCUCAUUGACAUUAUCUGCUGUUGUGCAGUCAUAUUCCCGAUUGUUUGGUCUAUCCGAUCUCUUCGAGAGUCUUCGAAGACUGAUGGGAAGGCUGCGAGGAACCUGGCCAAGCUCACUCUUUUCCGGCAAUUCUACAUUGUUUUGGUCGGGUACUUGUACUUUACAAGGAUUGUGGUAUAUGCGCUUAAGACUAUCGCUUCGUAUAGGUACCGUUGGGUGAGCGUGGCAGCUGAAGAGAUUGCGAGCCUAGCCUUUUAUAUCUUCAUGUUCUAUAUGUUUAGGCCAGUGGAGAAGAACAAAAAUUUUGUGCUCAACGAAGAGGAGGAGGAAGAGGCAGCUCAGGCCGCCCUGAGAGAUGAGGAGUUUGAGCUCUGAGGUUGAGGACAGCGGACUUUCAACGUUAUCUGAUUUACAGAAUGAUCUGUUGCAAGACAGAACCAAUUGUUAUGCAGUUUUUGGUCUCUGUUUUUCUCUGAACUAAAGUCAACUGAACGGCAGUUCUAAUUUUUUGAAGCCGUAGAAAGCUCAACUUGACUACAUGGCUGCCAAAAGUGGGAAAAAAAAUCUUCUUUGCGAAAUGGAAGAUACUUGCGCAUUUACACUGCAAAUUUAUCUGUUUUGUCCAACCUAAUUUAGACGUCAUUAAUCUUCUAAUAGUUUAAAGGACAUUAAAUUUUACUGUUAGUGUGGAGGGAUGUUUAAAUAUUAAUAUGAUUGAUCUUGUAUGUAUUUUAAAACGGUAUUGAAAAUAAUUUCUUUCUUUGUAC